Molecule: messenger RNA, 3673 nt
Organism: Lactuca saligna
Lineage: Eukaryota; Viridiplantae; Streptophyta; Magnoliopsida; Asterales; Asteraceae
Source: the annotation of a GenBank genome assembly
CACCAACUAUAUUCAUUUUAACUUUUUAAACGUCAAAUAAUGCUCCUAUAGUACGAUUUAGCCACAAAACGAUAAACCAAAAGGAAUCUUCUAGAAAAAGACUAGCAAAUUGACUUGCCAUUGACGAUCAAAGUCCCCUACUAUAUCCAAUCCAAUUAUACAUAAAGACGUCCAUGAACAAACCCCAACCCUUACGCAGAUCAUCGACGUCGUCGUUUCGCUUCGUCAUCUUCACUACUCGCUAAAACACCAUGAGUAAGACAGUUCAGGUGUAUGGAUACCCAAAUUUAGAAUCUGCAGAAGUAAUCAAAACAUCUCUAGAGAAUUACACGGGUCCCGGGACUAUUUAUGCUUUAGAGGUCAAAAAGUCAAACCGAGGGUCAAGAUCAUAUGCAAAAGUACAAUUCAAAACAAGGGAAAGAGUUGAGUACAUUAUAGACCUUGCAAACAAUAAAAGAUUGUGGUUUGGUAGAACUUAUUUAAAGGCUUUUAUAAAUGAUCAUGACAUCGAACAGAGGCCCAAACAAUUUGCAUUUGAGAUGGAAGGGGUGAUUGUUCACUUUGGUUGCCAGGUGUCAAAGGAUACUUUGCAUGUGUUAAGUGAAAUGAAAAAAGUAUCAGUGAAAUUUGGGUUUGGAUUAAGGAGGUUGUACUUUGUUGUUUCAUAUCCUACUACAAGUUACAAGCUUCAACUCUCUUAUGAGAAUAUUUGGCAAGUUCAACUUAGACGUUCACGUGGAAAUAAUGCAAAAUUUGUUGUUAUUCAGCUCUAUGGUGCUCCUCGAAUUUACCAGAAAGUUGAAGACAACAUUCAUAGCUUUUAUAGUGAAGUUCCCGAUGAUCAAUGGGUUAGGGCAACUGAUUUUACUCCAUCUUCAUCAAUCGGACAAUCUUCCCAUUUAUGUUUGGAGCUUCCACUUGGUGUUGACCUCCCAAAUCUUGCUCGCUACUUCCCAUAUUAUGAAGAUAAUCAUCGCCAUUUCCAAUUAACGACAGGUCAUAGUUUUUCCCGAAACUUAGACCUCGUCCCAAUCGUGGGUCCCACUCGUUAUCUCCCUUACAACAUAGUUUUCAAAAUCUGCACAUUGGUUCAACACGGUUGCAUCCCGGGCCCACUGCUCGAUGCCACUUUCUACGAGCUCUUAGAUCCACAAAGAAGAGACAUCGGGUCCAUCGAAUAUGUUCUUGAAAAGCUCUUUUAUCUCAAAGAAUCUUGUUAUGAUCCGGUGAGGUGGAUAACAGAAGAAUACAAAAACAACAACAGGCUGCGAUCACCUGCUAUCUCGUUAGAUUCCGGUCUUGUGUACGUCAGAAGGGUUCAAAUCACACCCUCAAAAGUCUACUUUUGUGGGCCCGAAGUCAACGUGUCGAAUCGAGUUCUACGCCAUUAUGCAGACUACAUCGAUAAUUUUAUUCGCGUAUCGUUUCUUGAUGAAGAAUUGGAGAAACUUUAUUCAACAGAUUUGUCUCCACGCGCGAAUAACUUAACUGGGGUAAACAGAACCGCAAUUUACACGAGGAUUUUAUCGGUUCUAAAAAACGGAAUUGUUAUCGGAAACAAAAAGUUUGAAUUUCUCGCUUUUUCUUCGAGUCAGUUGCGUGACAAUUCUGCGUGGAUGUUUGCUUCAACUGGGAGAAUUAACGCUGCUGAUAUACGCGAAUGGAUGGGUGAUUUCAGUAGUAUUAAAAAUGUCGCGAAAUAUGCUGCAAGACUCGGUCAGUCUUUCGGUUCUUCAAAGGAAAGUUUAAGUGUAGCACAUCAUGAAGUUGCAAAAAUUGCUGACGUGGAAGUGAUAAGAAAUGGUGUGAGGUAUAUUUUUUCUGAUGGAAUUGGGAAAAUAUCCGCCGAGUUUGCUAUAAGAGUUUCGAAAAAAUGCGGUUAUGAUUUUAUUCCAUCUGCUUUUCAAAUUCGAUACGGUGGGUAUAAAGGUGUUGUGGCUGUGGACCCCACUUCAACAACAAAACUCUCCUUGAGGAACAGUAUGUGUAAAUUUGAAUCCGACAAUACGAAAUUAGAUGUUCUUGCAAUAAGUAAGUAUCAACCGUGCUACAUGAAUCGCCAGCUCAUCACACUUCUUUCUACUCUCGGUGUCAAAGACCAUGUUUUUGAGAAAAAGCAAAAAGAAGUUGUGGAUUUGCUAGAUGCUGUUUUGAGGGAGCCAACGAAGGCGCAAGAAGCUUUGGAGCUGAUGUCACCUGGUGAAAACACAAACAUUAUGAAGGAAAUGCUUUCGUGUGGCUACAAGCCUAAUGCUGAACCGUUUCUCUCAAUGAUGCUGCAAGUUUUUCGCGCGACAAAGCUGUUGGAAUUGCGUACAAAAACGCGUAUUUUUGUUUCCAAAGGAAGGGCAAUGAUGGGGUGUUUGGAUGAGACCCGAACACUUGAAUAUGGUGAAGUUUUUGUUCACUUUUCUGGAGCAGGAAGAAGGCCAUUGAAUGAUAAUGGUAGUAGUAGUAGUAGUAGUGGUGUUGGUGGUUACAAGAGUAAAAUUGUUGUUGGAAAAGUCGUAGUUGCUAAAAACCCGUGUUUGCAUCCCGGUGAUGUUCGGGUUUUGAAAGCUGUUAAUGUUCCAAGCUUACAUCAUAUGGUUGACUGUGUUGUUUUUCCUCAAAAAGGACAUAGGCCUCAUCCAAACGAAUGCUCGGGGAGUGAUUUGGAUGGAGAUAUUUACUUUGUGUGUUGGGAUCGGGAUCUAAUUCCACCUAAGCAAAUUGAACCGAUGGAUUAUACUCCAGCUCCAAGUAUGCAACUCGAUCAUGAUGUUACCAUUGAGGAAGUCGAGGAGUAUUUCACAAACUACAUAGUGAACGAUAGUCUAGGAAUCAUAGCAAACGCCCACACAGUGUUUGCAGACAGAGAACUCGAAAAGGCAAUGGCCCCACCAUGCAUAGAGCUCGCAAAGCUUUUCUCAAUAGCUGUAGAUUUUCCGAAAACCGGUGUCCCCGCGGAAAUCCCCGCAAAUCUUCGUGUCAAAGAGUACCCUGAUUUCAUGGAAAAAUCCGAUAAAACAACGUACGAAUCAUAUAACGUGAUUGGGAAACUCUUUCGUGAGGUCAAAGAUAUCGCCCCACAAAACAGCCAGGUCAACCCGUUCACGCGUGACGUGGCGAGACAAACGUACGAUGUUGACUUGGAAGUCAGCGGGUUUGAGUACUAUGUUGAUGAAGCUUUUGAUUUUAAAACGGAGUAUGAUUACAAAUUGGGUAAUUUGAUGGAUUAUUAUGGGCUUAAAACCGAGGCUGAAUUGUUAAGUGGGAGUAUUAUGAAAAUGUCCAAGUCGUUUGAUAGGAGGAAUGAUGCUGAAGCGGUUGGUUUGGCUGUGAAGUCUUUGAGAAAGGAAGCGAGGAAUUGGUUUAGGAAAGGUAGAGGUGAUGUGGAUGUUGGAGAUGAUGAUGUGUAUGCGAAAGCAUCUGCAUGGUAUCAUGUGACAUAUCAUCCGGAUUAUUGGGGGAAGUAUAAUGAGGAUAUGAAAACACGUGAUCAUUUUUUGAGUUUUCCUUGGUGUGUGCAUGAUAAGCUUAUUGAGAUUAAGAGAAGCAAGGGGAGGGUUAGAAGAAAUGUUGAUACUGAUUGGCUUCAACAGCAGUUUAGCACUGCUUUAAAUCUGAUAUGAUUGAAGUUGUGUGAAGUCGUGACAUUUUUUUUUUUUUUUUUUUUGCGUGGAUAACUAUG